Messenger RNA from Aegilops tauschii subsp. strangulata, 459 nucleotides. The record is from RefSeq and is a predicted model, not a curated record. NCBI's taxonomy places the organism in Eukaryota, Viridiplantae, Streptophyta, Magnoliopsida, Poales, Poaceae.
AUGCCGUCGCCGGAGCGCUCCCCCGCCGGCCUGCUUCACCACCGACGCCGUCGUCCCCGUCUCUCCCUCGCGCCCCACUGCCUUGUCCCCACGACCGCCGGUGAGGCCCCGGCCUCUCCUCCUCUCUCCCCCUGCCCGCGUCAGCUCCUCGCGCAGUCGUGCACGCGCGCGCCGGCGCGGCCACAACCAAGCUCGUCGCCGCACCGUCCCGCUGCUCCCUCGUCCCGUCCGCGCUCACCGCUCGGUGCCGUCGCUGCAGGCGGCGCACCCCCCUCCCCCGGCUCCCCCUGCGACCACGCGCGCCCGCCGUGGCCGCGCUCGGCCACCGCACUCCGCCCUGCCUCGUCGGGUCUCUCCCCCUCGCCCAGGCUCGUCGUCGCCCGCGCUCCUGGGAUUGCUGGCCGCGCCCAGUGCCCCGUCGUGCUCACCGCCCCGCCUCGCCCACACUCGGCACCGUGA